Anopheles nili is the source of this 735-nucleotide messenger RNA. RefSeq lists its product as uncharacterized. Bases 1 to 735 code for a protein of 244 amino acids. The transcript is spliced from 2 exons. Lineage: Eukaryota; Metazoa; Arthropoda; Insecta; Diptera; Culicidae. The record is from RefSeq and is a predicted model, not a curated record.
AUGGUGUGCUGUAUGAAAUGCAAAGCCGGAGGACAGUGCAUAGAAAACUCUCGUAAAGUCAUAUUUCCAGGAGUGCUCGCAGAUAAGCGCACGGAUAAAGAGUUUAGAAAUGCUUUAACUAAGCUAUCCACUAGUAAAAUUUCACCGUUAAUCGAACUGAGCAAAUUUAACUUUUUCAAGGGUAUAAUAGUCGGUGACAGGCGUCUACUGAUCGAUUUAGGCGUAAUGCGGAAACUGUUGAACGGAUGGGUGAAUGGCAGCUUGGAUCCGUUUCCGCAAUGGUCUAGCAGUAUGCAGCAUGAAAUUUCCGAGCUUCUAAUAGAGAUGAAAUUUCCUUCGGAAAUAAGCCACAAAUUGCGCUCGUUAAAUCUUCUUUCGAUUUGGAAGGCAGACGAGCUAUGCACGUUCCUCCACUAUGGCAGCAUCGCGGUUUUGAAGCAUAGAAUCAGCAACGAAGCGUAUCAACACUUCAAGUUGUUCUAUUGUGCGAUAACUUUUUUGUCAUCAAAAGCAUACGAACAGCAUUGGGAAUACGCUGGUCAAUUGCUGGAAGAAUUUGUAAAAAAAUUCAGUACUAUUUACGACAAAUAUCACUUGACUACAAACGUUCAUAACCUGUUGCACAUAACUGCGGAAGUGCGCAAAUAUGGACCGCUGUCCUCAAUUUCAAGUUAUCCAUUUGAAGAAAAGUUUCAGAACAUCAGAGACUUGGUCACAAAGAUGGAUGGUUUCUGA